AUGUCAACAUCCACCCCGGAUCCCACUUCGGAUGCAUCUAUCUUUCAACCAUUACUGCUGUUGCCUGUCUGGUACGACCUGCAGACGCCAUCCAACGAUGCAAUGUCUGAAAGCGAUCAUGAUUCAGUGAUCCCAGCCCAACUUUCAUAUCUUGCCAUCUACAACCCGACCCUCGGACCUACCGACGAGACGAUAGCGGACCAGAUCGUGUUCUAUACUUCGAGAACGAGCUAUGCACGGCGCGUCGAUGGCUCCACGGCAGAAGGCGAAGCAAAUAAAUGCCUUGAAGAUGAAGAGAACGACAGAUUGCGCCAGAUAGGUCUGGCGCAGGGCAUAGUCAACUUUGCUAGUAACUUCUCGGCUGGAAAGACACUGGAAUAUGUUGAAACAGAAAAAUCGCGGGUCGUUCUACUUGAGUUAGAGAAGAACUGGUGGAUCGUUGCCUCUAUCGACCUGACUCGAAUUCCUGCCGAUCCUGUCCAGAAAUCCUCUGGAGCAUCCGACUCUCCGACAUUUCAUUAUUCGUCGCGAGAGAUGGGACCGCCGCCUCUCCUAAUCCAGCAAUUACGUCGCGCCCAUUCGGAAUUCCUCCUGCACCAUGACUUCAAAUUGGACGACAUCCUCCGUCAAGCCGGCAGAUCCACAUUUUGUCUGUUCCUUGAACGUUUCUGGGAGAACUUUGCGUGGAAUUGGGAACUUCUGUUGACCGGAAACCCAAUUGUCGAUAUCUAUAAUGGCAUCAAACUCUCUGCGGGAGGAGAGUUGGGGAUCGGCGUCGGGGAGGAAGAGUGGGGCAGUGGGGAAAGAGAAGUACUUGAAGACUUCGUGACAAGAACCGACGGAUUGGUGGACUUGGUUGUCUCCAGGUUUGGUGAUCCGUCCCCACAGUUAGAGGGGCCUCCCGCUUUAGCAGGGUCAAAUGACCAAAACCGAUGGCUUGGGGCAGAUAAUGAUCCUCGACCAUCCGAUGGUGUGGUAUUUACUGGUGUUGGUGCUCUUUCUCGGCACUCAUUGGCGCAAGUAUCACAUUGGAUGCAAUGCAUUUAUCGUUUUGGAGAUGCUGCGUAUGGAGUUGGGCGGGACCCAACCUCGUUGCAUCGCCGUAAACCACGAAAGCAGCGCGGAAGGCAAAUUUCAGAAGAUGCCCCUCAGCCUUCCACACCAGAUCGCGAUUUUAAGCCAGGUAUACCUCGUCCGCUCAUAACGGCAGCACCGCAGCCAGUUCCAGAAGUCGUUGAGGAGAAUCGAGCAGGAACAAGAAAUGAGGCAUCACCACUUCGGACGGAGCAAAAAAGCGAGCUUCCAGGAUUUCCAACAGAGGCGGUCAUGAAGUACCUCACUCUAGGAUAUGGUUCCUCUUGGGGUUUCUCUCCAAAGUCGACAUCUACGCCGUCUGAAAGUUCCACCCCAAUGAGAGAUGAAUCCAAUUCAAACGUCUCAACCCCGAAAAAUCAGCCCACCGGUGCUGUACAAUCGCCUCAGGUCGGCGUAAAACAUCGAAACAGCACGAGGAACAGCCCUUCGGGCCAUUUCGUUCUUGGGCCUCGUGAUGAUCUAGAAAAAUUGGAUGCUUUAGAAGAGAGAAGCCCAGAACCUGAAUCCGAGAACGGCAAACCCAAGACUCGGAUAGUGCAUAGAACUCUACAUGUCCACCUGGCAGAUGGGUCAGAUACUACUCCGACAAAGCUCCAAGUUGUGAUAUAUGUGCAUCAACCAUUCAUGUUUACAUUCCUCAUUGAUCCUCAAACACCAGCAUUGUCAUACCCGUCACUAUACUCAAGCAUGCACCACCAACUUGGUCCUCUCCAGAAACCGCUUCUGUCAUCAACAUCCCCAACAGCGGCAGCCUCCCGAAUCGCCAUGUCUGAUACCUCCCCAGAUCCCAAUAAACGUUUCUCUACUCGAACCCAGCCAGUUUACGACCUAGUCUAUGACCCAUCUAAUCUAACCAUCCGCUCCUCCAUCCCCAACAUCCCCAGCAUGAGCACCACUUCAUCCUCCACCCAACCAACAAACUCACCAGCCCGCUCCCCAUCCCCCUCUCCCUUCCCCUCCCCAUCGUCAGCCCAACCACCUUGGUCCCGUGUUGAAAGCCUAGCAAUCCACCACCGCCUCCUAUCAACACACACAGACACGCGCUCCCGCCCACAAGAGCUCGAACGCACAAGCAAAACCCAGCGCGGAUGUCAGUCCCAAGCUCCUGCUCCCCCGCCCCAGGAGGCCUUCCUCGUCCGCAAAGCGAGUGACUACAUAUCCCCGGCAAACCAUGGCCGUGUCAGCAGUGGCGCUCGCUUCUUCCGUGAUCUAGGCGGUGCGUCUUCAUCCGCUGGAUUGACGGGGUCCCGUGCUGCGGAUAUGGCGCCGUCAAAACUGGUUGAGGGGCUUGGCAUGGACGCUAGGCGUUAUAUUGAGGGCCUACUGAGCUUGAAUCGAUAG
Penicillium concentricum is the source of this 2436-nucleotide messenger RNA. RefSeq lists its product as uncharacterized. The transcript has 5 exons. Lineage: Eukaryota; Fungi; Ascomycota; Eurotiomycetes; Eurotiales; Aspergillaceae. The record is from RefSeq and is a predicted model, not a curated record. Gene Ontology annotation, biological process: vesicle-mediated transport. Bases 1 to 2436 code for a protein of 811 amino acids. Gene Ontology annotation, cellular component: intracellular membrane-bounded organelle; Mon1-Ccz1 complex.